This is a messenger RNA of Malassezia restricta, 828 nucleotides long. RefSeq lists its product as uncharacterized. The record is from RefSeq and is a predicted model, not a curated record. Lineage: Eukaryota; Fungi; Basidiomycota; Malasseziomycetes; Malasseziales; Malasseziaceae. The transcript has 2 exons. The coding region runs from base 1 to 828 and encodes 275 amino acids.
AUGCCGAACAGCGCCUGGCCUGUGGCUCGGCCCCGCUCGUCGGCGUGGGAGGAGGGGGUCGUGUAUCCCCUCCUGCUGCUCGCUGCGCUGUACCAUGUAGUGCAGUGCAUUCCCGCGUGGUGGCUGCCCGCCCCACUUCGACAGGCAGGGUGGGGCUUCCCCAGCGAUGUGUUUCUCCUCCUGCACAUGCCGACGUCGGUGCCGACGCGCGUGCUGCGAGACGCCCUGCCAGCGCAGCUCUCGUGGCUCGCUCCGAGCGCCGUGCUCGAGGCGCUUCUCGCGCGUCUCUCGAGCGUCGAAGGCCGCAAAGUCUACCUGGUGCUGGGCGCCGCACCGAUCGUCGCGUGCACGCACUGCCACGACACGCAGGACUACCAGGCCUACCGCCUCUAUCAUGUGUGGCGCAUGUAUGUCGCGCAGGCGCUCGCGCUCUCGAUCGCCACGAUCACGCCCCAUGGCACGCUGCCGCGCCUCGUCGAGAACGUCGCGCAGCACGCGUACCCUGGCCUCGUCGCCACACGCACGCGCGCGCACUGGCGCACGCGUGCGUGGCUCGCGCUCCUCGCGCUCUUGGCCGUCGACGUCGGCGCCAUCCUGUACGCCGAGCACCUGCCUCUUCCCCCCGGGCUCUGGGAGCACUGGCACGCGUAUGCGCACAUCGCACGCCACACGCUCCUGCUGUGCCUCGUCGUCCUCGUAGCACGCGGCGUGCGCUGGCAGCCACCGUUCCUCCCCGUCCUCGACGCGCUGCAGGCCGUCGCUGCGACACACACACGAUUCGAGACGCACCUGGCCGCGCGGCCUCCACUUGCCUCGCCUCGUUCAUAG